Phycodurus eques (leafy seadragon) is the source of this 884-nucleotide messenger RNA. It is a transcript of the gene emc6, whose product is annotated as ER membrane protein complex subunit 6. Bases 243 to 575 code for a protein of 110 amino acids. The record is from RefSeq and is a predicted model, not a curated record. NCBI's taxonomy places the organism in Eukaryota, Metazoa, Chordata, Actinopteri, Syngnathiformes, Syngnathidae. The transcript is spliced from 2 exons. Gene Ontology annotation, cellular component: EMC complex; membrane; endoplasmic reticulum. Gene Ontology annotation, biological process: autophagosome assembly; protein folding in endoplasmic reticulum.
UUCAAGUUCCCACAAUCCAUUGCGAAUGGUAUGGACGGGGACUGACUGACAAGGACUCCUAUUGGAUUUGGGGGGAAAAAAACCCAAAAAAUGAAUGUGGCUUUUCCUUGUCAUAUAUACUGACAUUUUUGGUAGCAGCUCCAAGUUCAAGUCGCCGAAGUGAUAUUUCCCACAGGAUGCAUUUGUGAGAAGCUCCUCCGUUGUCGCUCCGAAUCUUCCCGUGACCCACGACCGGAGCCCAGAUGGCAGCCGUAGUAGCCAAGCGAGAGGGGCCGCAGUUCAUCAGCGAAGUGGCCAUGAGGGGGAACGCGGCCGUGCUGGACUACUGCCGCACCUCCGUGUCGGCGCUGUCGGGAGCGACGGCCGGUAUCCUGGGCCUGACGGGACUGUACGGCUUCAUUUUUUACUUUUUGUCCUCGUUCCUCCUGUCUUUACUGCUUAUUCUCAAGGCCGGACGCCGAUGGAACAAGUGCUUUAAAUCCAGACGGCUGCUCUUCACCGGGGGCCUGGUCGGAGGUCUUUUCACCUACGUCCUCUUCUGGACUUUCCUCUAUGGAAUGGUGCACGUGUACUAAAAUGACCUGACCUUAACCUAAUUACAUUUUGUUUGAACCGUAGAUGAGCCAAAAAUAGAUCUUAAUGUUAUUCCAUUCUGACCUGCUGAUCCAAUAUACAUUUAGUUUCCUCUUCACACACUCAACGAUGCCUUUUAUUAGCUCCGGGCCUCUCCUCAUUUAUGACCCUGCCCAGGAUUCUUAUUUGGAUUUGUGGUGUAACAGACUGUAGCACAUGACAUCCUAAACAAGGUGUAAACGCUUGGUAUUACACUUUUCUGUACAGUAAAGAUGUGAUUACUAAUUGGAAUAAAGUCUUCUGUACUUGCA